This is a messenger RNA of Labrus bergylta (ballan wrasse), 4063 nucleotides long. NCBI's taxonomy places the organism in Eukaryota, Metazoa, Chordata, Actinopteri, Labriformes, Labridae. The record is from RefSeq and is a predicted model, not a curated record.
UGCACCCCCCGCCCCAUCUCUGCUGCCUCCUUUUCAUUUGCUGCUUCUCUUUUUUUUUAAUCCCGCCUGUGUGCGCCGCAUCCAUACCAAGAUCCACUGACUAGGCUAAUUCCCCGCAUGUCCCCGCAGCUUUCACCGGCUUUAAUUACAUCACUGCCUUAAAUCACAUCUUUAACGCGGGGACACAUCUUGGCCUGGCUGACAGCUGAUCACGAAGGACCACUUGAGCCGUCAUCUUUUCUUAUAUACACACAACGGUGUUUUGUGCCGAGACGUAUUUUGGUGUCACAUUUUUGGCCAUGAGUGGAGCAUCCUGUCGCCUUCUCGUCUCAAGCUGCCACAUUUUUGCUUCUCUCCUCCACCUGGAAGACCUCCUCUCUGCAUAUCUCCCCUGCCUCACACACUCCCUGGCCAUGCAGGAGGCGUGACCCUCCUUCUUCUUCGUCUUUGUGCAACGUUGGAGGAGAUCUGACGCAGAGAAAACGACAACAACAAAAAAGAAAAUCCCAACCUGUAAUUAAAUUAAGAUGUCAGACCCUGAUCCUUCAUCACCAGCUGACCCUCCGCUGCCACUCACCUCCCCCCGGACCCCCCUGCAGCUCUCUUUCCCCUUCCUGAGGGAGGGCAGUCGGGUUUGGGAGAGGGAGAGGAAACCGCCUCAGCCCGGAGAGCUGCCCAGCCCACUGCCCACCAAACGCACCCGCACAUACUCAGCGACAGUGCGAGCGAGAUCAGGUCCAGUAUACAAAGGGGUGUGUAAAAACUUCUCCAGGUCUCAGGGUCAUGGAUUCAUCCGCCCCUCUCGCGGAGGAGAGGACAUCUUUGUCCACAUCUCUGACAUUGAUGGAGAGUACGUACCUAUGGAAGGAGACGAGGUCACGUACAAGGUGUGUCCCAUCCCUCCCAAGAACCAGAAGAUCCAAGCUGUCGAUGUAGUGAUCACCCACCUGAAUCCAGGCACAAAGCAUGAGACCUGGUCAGGUCAGAUCAUCAGCUCCUAAACCAGUGAUACAAGCUGUGAGGCUGCGAAGACAAAGAAGGAUUUAAUUUGAGGUUUUAUGUUUUUGGGAUGAAAGGUUUGGGGCCGGGUCAGAAGAGGAGGACUCAGAACUUGGCCUUCCGCUUGGGCCUGGGAUGACAUGGUUAUGAAAAGUGUUGGUUCAGUUGAGUAUUAGGAUUAUAAUUAAGGUUUUGAAUGUAUAUGUUUGAAUGUUUUCCUUUGAAGGUCAGGGUUUUAUCAUUUCUUUUUGAAUGGUUUAAUUAUAUAUGUCUUGGUUAAGAUUAUCUUAACAGGGCAUGGUGUUAGCAUUUUCACUUUGACCUUGAGAAUCUUUUUUGCUUGGAAAAUGAGUUGCUGUUAGGGAGCUAAUGUUUUACAUUUUGGAUGCUGAAGAGGCUGAAUCUUAUUUUUCUGCAAUUUGACCCAGUUAAGCUACAUUGGCACUCGUUUGGCACAUUACAGACAAGCUAAUCUUUAUUUACAGAUGUGGUACGUGACAGGAUUUUGUUUGUAAAAGUGUUCUUGGUUUUGUUGUACGAGUAGUAUUGCCCAAAAGUGUUUUUUAUUGGGCAAUGCCUGUGCGAAGGAGAACAGUCUGUGCGGACCAUAAAAGGGGCGAAAAGCAAUCCACCUUAAAGCAAUCCAAGGACCCAUCAGCAGUCAUCUCAUGAUUAUUUAGCUUUUAUUAAUAGUUUGAUCAAACAUCAGCUUGCAAGUGCAGUUAAUUAUUUAGCUUUUAUUAAUAGUUUGAUCAAACAUCAGCUUGCAAGUGCAGUUAACAACCUGCUCUUGGAUUUGGUUUCUCAACAUUAUUUCCAUUCUCACUUUACAUGUUGCUCUUUGGACGGUAAACUAUUGCAACAAACAGAAAACAAAGUCUUUGCUCGAAGUCCUUCAUCACUAGCCUGUGGCUACACUGGCAGCCUCAUAAAAGCUGGCCAUUGCUCCCAGAAGCAACAUAAUUGUCGCAUGAUAGCCGAUGAGUUCUGAGAUUGCUUAGAGUCUAAUUUAAAUCUGAUGGGACCAGAUCAGUAAAUCUCUCUUUCAGACCCACUUUCAUGUCGCCUCUUUUUACAACCAAGCAACCUACUGAUGGAAGCUUUGUGUCACCACUGCCAAAAGUCAUGUGACCAACAUCUCAAUGAAAAAUUUAGCCAUAUUGUGACUGUGUUUACAACGACAGACAGAGAAGAAAAUAAAAGGAAAUCACAUUUGUAAAGACCCUUUCUGUUGUCUUAAUGCCAAGGGAGCAGCUGCUCAGCUGUGCCUUCAGGAAGUCAUGUUAUUUUCAUGAUGUACUCAAAAACCCUGCUAGUUCACGGCUGCCAAAUGAAAACGGUGGGAAUUCAGUCUGACAAAUGCAUUUUGCCCUCAGGAGCUGUAAUAAGCUCAAUAGCCUAUAGGGAAUUAUUUUCCUUCUUAGUGUUGUAGCACUUCUGUAUUUUGUCUACUUGAAAAAUGUAGAAAUCCAGUAUUAUUGUAGCCAGCUCCUAUGACGGUCUUCAGUUUUGGUGGUAGAGACAGUAGCUGGACGUUGUGUUGGCCUGCCACAGGAAACCAGGCCAGAGGGUUUGGGGUGAGGGAACAGGAGAGGGAAGAAGGUCAGGAAAAGGGCAGAGGAUGGAGUGAUGAUCUAUGGGUGUAGUGGAUAACAGAUACAGCUUGAUUUAAAGUGAUAUAAAGAAUGUGUUUGAAGCAAGACAUGAAAUCAGCAGUUCUCAAUUUAUGGCUCUUCAGGUUAACUUGAUAAGGUUGAAAAAAUAGUUUGACAAUUGAGGAAUGAUGCCUAUUUGUUUUUAGAGUUAGCUGAGAAGAUGGAUACUACUUUCCUUUACCUACUUAAUGUCAAGCUACUUGGAGCUGUUAGCUUAGCUUAAACUAGCUGAGCACAAAGACUGGAUACAGCUAGCCUCGCGUUCCCUGAAGGUGACAGAAAAUGCACCAGCACCUCUAAAGCUCAGCUAUAAACAUUAUGUCUUAUUUGUUAAAUGCACUAAAAAAAAAGAAAAACGGCAGUCUUUAGGACAUUUUAAGCUAACCACCUGCUAGCUAAACUUUUGUGUUAGCUUGAAAGAGGUAUUGCUUACUGUUAACAAAAAAGUGAAUAUGUACCUUUUUCAAAAUGUUAAACUAUUUCUCUAAUUUGUUUGUGGAGCAAAAAGAAAAUAAGCUUUGAUAGCAAGAAGUUUCUAGUAUUUUCUAUUGUUGUUAUAAAGCUGGUAAAAUACAUUAUUUGCAGCUUCCGAGCUUUCUUUUCUUUUUUUCAUAUUAUGCAAGAAAAAAAGUGAUAAAGAGAAAAAAUCAAAACAACUUUCAGAGAACAGUAUCAGGCUGAGGACGAUGAACUGCUGAUUUAGUUUGUGUAAGUUGGAUAAGGCGGAGUCUUAAUAUGUUUCUACAUGUCACGGCAUAUGACUGUCAACAAAAAACAGAGCAGGAAAAAUGUCCUGUUGGGAGUUUGAAAAAAAAAGGUUAUUUAUUUAUUGACUUAUUUAUCAUUUGUAACUAUGAGACCAUCAGGUUUUUUGGUAAUUAAAAGCUGCAUUUAUAAGUAUUUGUGCAAAUGUAAGCCUCUUUGACUAUUACACUGCACACCUCACUCUAAUGAUACUUCCCUGUUAAUAUCUCUUUGCUACUGUCAUGUCAUCAUCGACAGGUUAAAAAAAAACUACGACCUUUCCUAACAAGUUUCUUAUUUCUACAUAAUCCUUGUGUAUUUUUAUUAGCUAUAUCAUGUACAAAAUAACAAGCAGUCUUGUUUCUGGUUAUUGGCAUGUUUUGUACUGUUUGUGGUAUUUUUUUUUUUUUAAAUGUAGAUUGUGUUUCUUUUGUUUCAUCAUGCAGUAACAGCCGGCGCCUUCAGAGAGACAUCAUCAGGUGUUCUAUGCAUCAUUGAGUGUGACUUGACAACGUAGUAACACACUGUUGUGUUCGGUUUCUUUUCUGUGAGAGAAACGAGUUUGACUGUGUUCGCAAGCACUUUUUAUUUUUGUCAGAUCACUGUGACAUCGUCUUUUGUCUUUAAGGUCGAGUUUGAAUAAAACUUACUACUGUAUUCACAAA